Messenger RNA from Haliotis rubra (blacklip abalone), 4838 nucleotides. Its product is annotated as flotillin-1-like. Gene Ontology annotation, cellular component: plasma membrane. The record is from RefSeq and is a predicted model, not a curated record. Lineage: Eukaryota; Metazoa; Mollusca; Gastropoda; Lepetellida; Haliotidae. Gene Ontology annotation, biological process: positive regulation of cell-cell adhesion mediated by cadherin; protein localization to plasma membrane; positive regulation of endocytosis.
CCUUCACUCCGUAAGAGUAGGACAAAAACAAGGGCAGCCAUAACUUCCUAUGCUCUGACAGGGACCUCCAAUAUUUUCGGUAAACCGCAGACAUGGGCUUCGAAACAUGUGGUCCAAACGAGGUGAUGGUUGUGUCAGGAUGCUGUCACAGCCGGUCGGUGUUUGUGCCUGGCGGUCGUGUGUUCGUCUGGCCUGGCAUCCAGAGACUGCAGAGAAUGAGUCUGAAUACCCUGACUCUCACUAUUGAGAGUCCCCAGGUCUACACCAAGCAUGGAGUCGCUAUCUCAGUCACAGGGAUAGCGCAAGUGAAGAUUCAGGGAGGAAACAAUGCCAUGCUGCAGUCUGCCUGUGAGGUUGUUCCUGGGGAAGUCUGAGGGGUGAAUCAUAGCGUGUGGGAGACUCUGGAGGGUCACCAGAGAGCCAUCAUGGGAAACAUGACUGUGGAGGAAAUCUACAAAGACAGAAAGAAGUUCUCCAAGGCUGUGUAAGUGGCUUCAUCUGAUCUUGUGAACAUGGGGAUCGCUGUCAGCUAUACACUGAAGGACAUCCGAGAUGAAGAGGGUUAUUUGAGAGCCUUAGGUAUGGCAAGAACGGCACAGGUGAAACGUGAUGCCCGUAUCGGUGAAGCUGAAGCACAGAGAGAUGCAGGCAUUAAGGAAGCUUAUGCAGAAGAGAAGAGGAUGGAAUCGCGUUUUGCUAAUGACAUCGAGAUUGCCAAGGCACAGAGAGAUUUCCAACUGAAGAAGGCUAUGUAUGACAUGGAGGUCCACACAAAGAAAGCCCAAGCUGACUUGGCUUAUGAUCUGCAGGCUGCCAAGACAAAGCAGCGCAUCAAGGAGGAGCAGAUGCAGGUGACAGUGAUCGAGCGUUCUCAGCAGAUUCAAGUACAAGAUCAGGAGAUCGUGCGUCGAGAGCGAGAACUGGAGGCCCAGGUUCGCAAGCCUGCCGAGGCUGAGAAGUACCGACUUGAAAUGAUUGCGGAGGCCAACAAGAACCGAGUUGUGAUGGAGGCUGAGGCAGAGGCUGAAUCAGUCAGGAUGAAGGGAGAUGCUGAAGCCUUCGCUAUUGAGGCCAAGGCCCGUGCAGAAGCAGAACAGAUGGCCAAGAAGGCUGAUGCCUGGAAGGACUUCCAGGAGGCUGCAAUGGUGGACAUGGUAUUGGAAACACUCCCCAAGUUGGCUGCUGAGGUCUCUGCUCCAUUGACCAACACAAGGAAGGUUACCAUGGUUUCCAGUGGCAAGGGUGAAGUUGGCGCUAUGAAACUGACCAAUGAGGUGAUGGGUAUCAUGGAGAAGCUGCCCAAGGUUGUGGAGAACCUCACUGGAGUCAACAUCAGCAGGGCAAUGAAGAUUUCCCAGCGUAAGGCAUAGAAGAUUGCCAGCCUGCUUUUCAUUCUUGAUCAACAUAAGGACACCAAUACUCCACCAGGAACUUUCGAUAAUUAUACUAAAAUUAUUCUCGUAACCAUGGUAACAUAAUCAACCAUUCUAAAAGAUGAUGAAAUGAAUAGAUCUUUUUAAGGAAACAAUCUGCAUGUGUGUUUAUUAACGAUAAUUACUACAUGUGUGUCUUAUAGGAUGUUUUUUUAUCCCUGUUAUGUACUAAGUCAAUGUGAUUUAUAGAGUAAAGAUUCUCUAGCAUAAUGCAUGCACCUCUUACUUCAUCUCUCAGUGUAGAAUCAAGAUAGAGAUAUCAUUUUUAUAUACCCUCCCUUCAUUUCAUCGUCAUUGUAUACCCUUCAACAUUCAUUUCAUGUCUUUAAUGAACAAAUCUUACUUCAAACAACAAGAAUACAAUAUUAAACCUUAGGAGGUUUGGAAUGGUUGAAGUGGAAUCUGUGCUUCGCAUAAAUGCAACAAAAUUUGGAAAAGUACGUUUUGACAAAUAUUUUCUCCAUCAAUUCUGUAAGUGAGAUAGCGGAAGAGUGUUUAUAUUUUGAAUAUUCGGAUAGAAGACAAUCAGUUGCAUUUAUGCAAAGCACACAGGUUACUUAUUAAGACUGUUUAUUUGUACCAAACCAUGUGGUGUGCAACUGUUUCCUGUAUGUUGCAGGAAAUGGUCUGUGCUGAUAAGUAUGCAGAGUUAUCUGCCCAUAUUUUUCAUCAAGGGCAGAUAACUUAUGCAUGCAUGUUUGUGUUCAAUGAUGUUGAUGGUUUUGGUUACCAAAUAAAAGAAUGUUCUUGUCGCUGAAAAGAAUUGAAUAAUACAAUCUUAUUAAACAGGAUAUUUUUACUUUUAGAUAAACAGUUCUUUUAAACUGAAGUUUCAAUGAUUAGAAAACAUGACUUCGUCCAAACUUGAGGAUUUUGUUGGAGUUUCUUAAACAGAUGAAUGUCAAUUUAAUUACCUUUUUUUAAUAUUUAUAGAACACCAUGCUCUUAUCUUAUAAAUCUUCAAGAAAAUGCUUAGCCUUGCCUGAUUGAAACAAACUUAUGAUUAUUUAUGUUUUGAAAAGUUUGCAUUACAUUAACAGUGUAAAUAACAUUCCCAUUUCUGAGUGAAGACCCUACGCCACUGUGUAGUGCUGAUAUUUCCAUACUCAUGUAGCCGUUAAUAUUUUCUGUAUAUAUUAAUAUAAAUCUAUUUUAUGCUAAAUUAACUACAUAGUCAGUGCAGUAGCUUACAUCACAGAACGGGGCACGUUAGUUUUUUCAUCAAGGAUACAAUAUGAUAUCGUUGUUUACAUAUUCAGUUAUGUUGAUUGAAAAUAUUACAGUCUGUUAUGUUUUAAACUUGUUAAGAAUCAGCUUAUUGUUUUAUGUGAGGAUUUAAAAUUAUCUUAAAACCUUGUGUUCCUGCUUUUAUGAUUGUAUUUUUUACCGAGAAAGAACUGGGUUGGCCUGACCUUCUAGGGUAUGGAGGCUGAACAAAUAGACUCGUACCAUGCACCUUCAACAGAUUCCCAUGUAAUAUGAAUGAUAUGUUGGAGCUGAUUUCAAAUUGUAUUUGCUGGUAAUGAACAAGCUAACAGAUUGAUGUCCAAUUGUUUCCUAUUAGGUUACAGCAUCCCAGGUCUUCUUAUUGAUAAAAUGGCAGCAUUAUGAUCUUUUUUAAGUUAUUACUUAAUUCGGAUACAGGACGGGAAACAUAUCUUGAACAUUCAUACUAACUGGUUUUGGGAUUAAAUUCAAUUCAUUGCACCCUGUCAUCAAGUCAUUGUUCAGUGGUUGAGGCUAUAACAAGGAAAGAUGCAAUAUUUUUAGUAAAUACUUUGUCUAGCCUAGUGAUUCUGCUUGUUUGUCAUUCUCAGUUGUAAUGAGAAGAAUUUGUUUCUUUCAUGCUUUUGUCUUUAUCAGAAGUAUCAAAAUUUUGAAUGCUAACUUCCAAUUUUUUUCUUAUAUAUUUGUAAUAUUUAUCUCCUUGCCUUGUUUUUUUUAUUAUUUUAUUUACAAAAUUGAAAUGAAUUCAUUAGUAAAAAUCACUUUUGUUAGUGUCGUGUAUAAUUUUUUCCUGUGUGUUUGUACCAUUUAUUUUUAGUUGAUUAUAUUGGUUAUAUUUGAAAUCAUAACUAUUUACUAUGAAUGAGUAAUAUUUACUGUCCAACUCUCAAAUGAUUUAUCGAAAACUUCUGAUUUGAUGCUCAAGGUGUUGAAAAUAUUAUGUAGCUUUUAUUUAUGAAUUUGCAUGAUCACCACAACCUCUGUCCAAACAAUGUCUUGUUGUAGUACCUAGUCAUCAACAACCUAUCAUUAAUGAUAUUAAGAACUUUGCAUUUCAAACCACGUCUCAUCCAGUGUAAUCAUCUUUUCUGCCAGGAAUUUAUGAAGAAGCAUAAUUUUUUUAAUCAAACGUUCUCAUUUGUCUCCUUUUAAGAUUUUACUUUCAGUUUCGUUUACUUGUUUUCCUUAAACCGAUUUUGUUUUGAUGCUAACUGAAGUCAUUUUCAUUGAUAGUAGGAAGGAUACAACCAGCAUAAAUAACUAUUUUCUGUCAAAAAUUGGAACAUGUAAUGGUUUUGAAAUGGGUAGCACUUACCAGUCAAGAGCAAGCUCAAUUCUGUUUGGCUGUAUUGAACAAAAUAAUUUGGGGCCAGCGGGGUAGCCCAGUGGUUUAAGUGUUCACUUUUCAGGGUUUGAUUCCCUACAAUGUGUGAAGCCCAUUCCUGGUGUACCCUGCCAUGCUAUUGCUGGAAUUUUGCUAAGUUGGCAUAAAACCAUAAUCGCUCACUCACUCACUUGAGAUUAGUUGACUCCCGUCAUACAAACAAUAUGUCAAACAUGUAAUCCUAUUUUGCUGUAUUUGCAUGAAAGUUUACAGUACUGUACAAGUACCCUUCUGUACUAUCAACUCUCUGCUGUCAUUAAAACUGUCAAUAAUCAGUUUAAACGAUGACCUAAGUUGAAUAUGAAAACUGAUGAAAAUUUUGAUUUUUCCACAAAUUCACAUUGCCAUAUCCUACUGAUAAAAUACAACACGUGUUUAUGAAAGUCAUCUUUUGUUGUUUAAAGUUAAAACAGGAAGCAAUAUUUUGGUAUCUUGAUUUACACCUUGUAUUGUCCAACUUGUGAGCUCACAUAUCCAAAAUGUUGUGAUAAUAUAUUCUAUUAACAAAUUUCCAUCAGUUUUCAAUGAGACAACUUUUGCAUUCAGUUUUGAGAAAGAUUUUUUAACUUUGUUAUAUGCCCUGUUCUUUUAGUUGUAUAUAGCCAACAUUAGCACUUAUUCUGUGGUAGAUGUAGAAAAACCAAGAAUGCGAUGUAUCAGUCAGAGUUUUUAUGUAUUCUGAAAUUUUAUGUCCAAAGUCUGUUUUUACACAUAUUGCUCAUGAAUUGUGGUAUUCUUGUGCUAUCAGUAUUUGAUAUUAGUGUAUCGAUUUAGAGAUAAAAUCUUCAUAAUUA